Molecule: messenger RNA, 3613 nt
Organism: Herpailurus yagouaroundi (jaguarundi)
Lineage: Eukaryota; Metazoa; Chordata; Mammalia; Carnivora; Felidae
Gene: TLR4
Product: toll like receptor 4
Exons: 3
Coding region: 330-2831 (833 amino acids)
Biological process (GO): inflammatory response; defense response to Gram-negative bacterium; immune response
Cellular component (GO): lipopolysaccharide receptor complex; plasma membrane
Molecular function (GO): protein binding; transmembrane signaling receptor activity; lipopolysaccharide immune receptor activity
Source: RefSeq, a predicted model, not a curated record
ACUAACCAGGAGGUCAGAUGACUUCCCGGGAUCAAAGUCAGCUUCCUCUUGCUGUUACUCGGACCACUGAUCUGCAGACAUUUUCUUCUUCUUCUAACUUCCCCUCCUGUGACUGGGGACAUAAAUAUUAGAGAAACAAAAGCCCAGAAUGCUAAGGUUGCCUUUCUCACUUCCUCUUGCCUCGGAACGCAGCGUUGCUUUGAAUACAGUCAUUGUCCUAGGGCACUGAGCAGGGGAGAGAAAGCGGCAGUACCCCGGAGGCCACACCAGCAGGCGGAUACAGCGUGUCAUGUUUCACCGAGCCAUUUGUGGACACAGAAAAUGCCAGAAUGAUGCCUCCUACCCGCCUGGCUGGGACUCUGAUCCCAGCCAUGGCCUUCCUCUCCUGCCUGAGACCUGAGAGCUGGGACCCUUGUGUGGAGGUGGUUCCUAACAUUACUUACCAAUGCAUGGACCUGAAUCUUCACAAAAUCCCCGACAACAUCCCCUCAUCAACCAAGGACCUGGACAUGAGCUUUAACCCCCUGAGAAAUUUAGGCAGCCAUAGUUUCUCCAAGUUCCCAGAACUGCAGGUGCUGGAUUUAUCCAGGUGUGAAAUUCAAAUAAUUGAAGAUGAUGCAUAUCAGGGCCUAAACCACCUCUCCAUCUUGAUAUUGACAGGAAAUCCUAUCCAGAGGUUAUUCCCAGGAGCUUUUUCUGGACUAUCAAGUUUACAGACGCUGGUGGUUGUGGAGACAAAUAUAGCAUCUCUAGAGGACUUCCCCAUUGGACAUCUCAAAACGUUGAAGGAGCUUAAUGUGGCUCACAAUCUUAUCCAUUCCUUCAAAUUACCUGAAUAUUUAUCUAACAUGCCCAACCUUGAGUAUUUGGAUCUUUCCAAUAACAAGAUCCAAAAUAUUUAUCAUAAAGACUUACAGGUUCUACGUCAAAAGCCUCUACUCAACCUUUCUUUAGACUUGUCCCUAAACCCUUUAGACUUUAUCCAACCAGGUGCCUUUAAAGAAAUUAAGCUCCAUGAACUGAUUUUGAGAAGUAAUUUUAAUAGUACAGAUGUAAUGAAAGCUUCUAUUCAAGGUCUGGCAGGUUUACAGAUCCAUCAGUUGGUUCUGGGAGAAUUUAAAAAUGAAAGGAACUUGGAAAGAUUUGACAAAUCUAUCCUGGAGGGACUGUGCAAUUUGAUCAUAGAAAAAUUCCGGAUAGCAUACUUUCACAAGUUCUCAGAGGAUGCUACUGACUCAUUUAAUUGUUUGGCAAACGUUUCUACCAUUUCUCUGGUGCAUCUGUAUUUCAACGGGUUAAAACAGCUCCCUAAAAAUCUCGGAUGGCAACGGUUAGAAUUGGUUAACUGUGAAUUUGAACAAUUUCCCACAUGGAAGCUGGACUCUCUCAAGGAGCUUGUUUUCUCUGCCAACAAAGUUGGGAACACUUUUACUCAGGUUAAGUUGGAAAGCCUUGAGUUUCUAGAUCUCAGUAGAAAUGACUUUAGUUUCAAGAGUUGCUGUUCUGAGAGAGAUUUGGGGACAACCAGACUGAAGCAUUUAGAUCUAAGCUUCAACAAUAUUAUUACCAUGAGUUCAAACUUCUUGGGCUUAGAACAGUUAGAAUAUCUAGACUUCCAGCAUUCCAGUUUGAAACAGGUCAGUGAUUUUUCAGUAUUCCUACCCCUCAAAAACCUCCGUUACCUUGAUAUUUCUUACACUCACACCCAAGUUGCCUUCCAUGGCAUCUUCAAUGGCUUGAUCAGCCUCCAAAUCUUAAAAAUGGCUGGCAAUUCUUUCCAGGACAACUUCCUUCCAAAUAUUUUCAUGGAGCUGACUAACUUGACCAUUCUAGACCUCUCUGAUUGUCAGCUGGAACAGGUGUCCCAAGUGGCAUUUAACUCACUCCCUAAACUUCAGUUGCUAAAUAUGAGUCACAAUCACCUCUUAUCAUUGGAUACACUUCCUUAUGAACCUCUUCACUCCCUCCAGACUCUGGACUGCAGUUUUAAUCGUAUAGUGGCCUCUAAGGAACAAGAACUACGGCAUUUUCCAAGUAAUCUAUCUUCCUUAAAUCUUACUCGGAAUGAUUUUGCUUGUGUUUGUGAACACCAGAGUUUCCUGCAGUGGGUCAAGGACCAGAGGCAGCUCUUGGUGGAAGUUGAACAGAUGGUGUGUGCAAAACCUUUGGACAUGCAGGGCAUGCCCAUGCUGAAUUUUAGGAAUGCUACCUGUCAGGUGAGAAAGACCAUCAUUACUGUGUCGGUUUUCACUGUACUCUUGGUUUCUCUGGUGGUGGUUCUGGUGUAUAAGUUCUAUUUCCACCUGAUGCUUCUUGCUGGCUGUAAAAAGUAUAGCAGAGGUGAAAGCACCUAUGACGCCUUCGUUAUCUACUCAAGCCAGGAUGAAGAUUGGGUGAGGAAUGAAUUGGUAAAGAACUUGGAGGAGGGGGUGCCCCCUUUUCAGCUCUGCCUUCACUACAGAGACUUUAUUCCUGGUGUGGCCAUUGCCGCCAACAUCAUCCAGGAAGGUUUCCAUAAAAGCCGGAAGGUUAUCGUCGUGGUGUCCCAGCACUUUAUCCAGAGUCGAUGGUGCAUCUUUGAGUAUGAGAUUGCCCAGACUUGGCAGUUUCUGAGCAGCCGUGCCGGCAUCAUCUUCAUCGUCCUGCAGAAGUUGGAGAAGUCCCUGCUGCGGCAGCAGGUGGAGCUGUAUCGCCUUCUCAACAGGAACACCUACCUGGAGUGGGAGGACAGUGUCCUGGGGAGGCACAUCUUCUGGAGACGACUCAGAAAAGCCUUGCUGGAUGGUAAACCACGCAGUCCAGAAGGAAUGGCAGAUGCAGAAGGCAGCUAGCGUGGAAGAGUAACCUCUGCCUGAGGAGGAAACACUCCUGCAGUGCUUCUUGCCCAGCUUGACCCAGUACCUUCGUUCACUAAAUGAGAAUUAAAUGUUGUGACAUACCUGGCGCUGUGCCAAGGGCAGAUGAUUCAGUGGUGCCCGAGGAACCCAGGACUGCUGACCUCAUGGGGUUUACAGUGCAGGGGGAGUAAGUACUGUGCUAAAUUACAGAAUCUCCAGGUGGAUGUUUCAACCAAAUCAGCUAAGGAGUCCAUGGCAGGGAAAGUCAACUCAACACUUACCCCAUCAAACUGAAUUAGACCUAAGACCCUGGGCCCUAGUGAAAUCAGAAGAAGGUAUAGUUCUUCACCUGAGUCUUCUGGAUGGAAACUACCUCAUGUUUUACAUUUUAGCCAGCUUAAAUUUAACUGAAUGAGGUCUUUACUCACUUUUCCCUUUUCUAUUGAAUGCAAUUUAAAUUCCACUUGAUAACUCAGAAGGCUCCUGAUUGAGACCACCUCCCCUCCAAUUUCAACCUGUUUCCUUACAUAGGCUAAAGUCUGUAACUAAUUCCGAAGGAAAUCUGAGUAAUACAUAUCCACAAACAUCCUGGUCUUUCUUUUGUAUGUUCUAAAUAUUAACUAACUGUGCCUGAUAUAUUUUUGUUUUUAUAAAUCUAGUUCUCAUUUUUCAUGUCUUCUCUAUAAACUCUUACCAUAAAUAAGGCUUUUAGAGACAUGCUAGAAAUUUCCAUAUUUAAGCACUAUCAUUCAAGAAAAUAUGUGAAAUUCACUCCA